Molecule: messenger RNA, 429 nt
Organism: Aspergillus calidoustus
Lineage: Eukaryota; Fungi; Ascomycota; Eurotiomycetes; Eurotiales; Aspergillaceae
Source: the annotation of a GenBank genome assembly
AUGGCCUCUGAAUCGCGGUUAUAUGCUUUCUCCCCGGAGACAAGAGAGAAGCUCCGCAAGUUCCGCCUGGGGACUUCCCGCGCCAAAGAACCGCAAGCCGUGAUUUACAUCAUCGACAGCAAAAGCCAAGAAAUCCGACCCGAAGAUGGCGAGGUCUACACGAAGAUGGAGGACCUAGCGGACGAGCUCCCAGAGUCGUCUCCACGGUUUAUCCUCCUCAGCUAUCCUCUGACACUGGGCUCCGGCCGUCUCGCGGUCCCCUACGUGAUGCUAUACUGGCUCCCCGAGAACUGCAAUCCGUCGCAGCGGAUGAUGUACGCUGGUGCUGUGGAACUCAUGCGGAACUCGGCCGAGGUCAAUCGGGUGAUUGAGGUCGAGACUGAUGAGGAUAUCACGGGUAUCGAGGCGAAGCUGCAAAGUGAGGAUUGA